This is a messenger RNA of Phaeoacremonium minimum UCRPA7, 408 nucleotides long. RefSeq lists its product as hypothetical. The coding region runs from base 1 to 408 and encodes 135 amino acids. The transcript is spliced from 2 exons. Lineage: Eukaryota; Fungi; Ascomycota; Sordariomycetes; Togniniales; Togniniaceae. The record is from RefSeq and is a predicted model, not a curated record.
AUGUCGUCCGCUGAGAAUUCCGCCCCGAAGCCUCUCUCCGAGAAGGAUAUUCACGUCCUCGCUCAUGCCUUUUCCUGCAUGAAGUCCCAACCUGACGUCGAUUACGAGGCUCUUGCCGAGAAGGCCGGCAUGAAGGAUGGCAAGGCCGCCUACAAAGUUCUCUGGGCCAUCAAGAAGAAGCUAGCUACUCACGGAGCUCCUGUCGCAAAUGCCCCAACACAGUCGGUGAAGGGUGCCACGGCCAAGCGCGGUGCCACGGCCGGUACUGACGGUGAUGGCGACGAAACUCCCGCCAAGAAGCGCAAGCCCGCUAAGCCGCGUGCCAAGAAGGGUUCCGUCAAGGCAGACUCAGACGGAGAGAAUAUGGGUCAGGAGGAGAACGCCGAGGAGGAUAUCGCCGCUGUCUAA